UGGACAAACAGAUACCUUUUAGAAAACCCCAUACAACGAUCGCAACAGCAGAUACAUUAAAAACAUAUCUAUUGAAAAACGGGAUCCCUGGAGCUUGGUUUUUGCUGUAAAUCAGUUUUAAACCAGUCAUCGAGAUGAAGUUCGUCAGGUUUAUUAUGAAGAAUGCGGCUUUGGCCAAUGCGCCUCAACACAUCGAGCACUUUUCCAAAUUUUCGCCCUCACCACUUUCAAUGAAACAAUUUAUCGAUUUCGGUUCGACUAACGCGUGUGAGAAGACGUCUUUUGUUUUUCUGAGACAAGAGCUGCCUGUACGUCUGUCAAACAUCAUGAAGGAAAUCAACUUUCUCCCCAAAAAACUACUUACAACUCCUUCUGUGCAGAUGGUUCAAAGCUGGUACAUUCAGAGUUUAAUGGAGAUCUUGGAAUUCUUGGAUAAAAGUCCGGAAGACCACAGUGCAUUAGAAGAGUUUGUGAAUGCCUUGGUCAACAUCCGAAACAGGCACAACGAUGUCGUACCCACUAUGGCCCAAGGUGUGAUUGAAUACAAAGAGGUUUUUGAUCAAGAUCCAGUAACCAAUCAGAAUAUUCAGUAUUUCAUGGACCGUUUCUACAUGAGCCGAAUAUCUAUCAGAAUGCUCAUCAACCAGCACACUCUUGUUUUUGAUGGUGCCACAAAUCCAGUUCACCCAAACACCAUCGGCAGUAUAGACCCUUAUUGUAAGGUGGCAGAAGUUGUUAAAGAUGCCUAUGAAAGUGCCAAGAUGCUGUGUUAUCAAUAUUACCUCAGUUCUCCUGACAUGGUGUUGCAAGAACUUAACACUAAUAAUAGGAACCAGCCUAUCAACAUAGUGUAUGUGCCUUCCCAUCUCUACCAUAUGCUGUUUGAACUGUUCAAGAAUGCAAUGAGAGCAACCAUUGAAAAUCAUAAAGAAGGCAGCAGUCUUCCACCUAUUCAAGUUAUGGUGGCCAUUGGAGGAGAAGACCUCACUAUUAAGAUGAGUGACUUAGGUGGUGGAGUUCCUUUCAGGAAGAUGGAGAAUCUCUUCAGCUACAUGUACUCCACAGCCCCUACCCCUCAGAUGGACGAGAAACAAAGAGCUCCUCUGGCUGGGUUUGGUUAUGGGCUGCCCAUCUCGCGGCUCUAUGCCAAGUACUUCCAGGGUGAUCUCCAGCUCUACUCAAUGGAGGGCCAUGGCACUGAUGCAGUCAUCCACUUAAAGGCGUUAUCCACUGACUCGGUUGAGAGACUCCCAGUAUUUAACAAGACAGCUCGACGGAACUAUGAAGUGAGCCAGGGGGCAGAUGAUUGGUGCGUCCCCAGCAAAGAGCCUCUGGACCUGGCCGUGUUCCGGCUGGCAAAGUGAGAAGUGAACGCACCUCCAGAAGGAAUAUAGUACAGCUCCAUGACUGACAGGAGUGAGGGGGAUGGACAUGUUGGGCCCGGACGGUGUCCGCCUGGCCUGGCCCCAACUCUGCACUCACUGUGAAUCCGCGUAAUCUCUCUACAAUACUGUAGUUGUCGCAUGCAACGGUUUCAUUUACUUCUUUGAUUUCAGAAAGUAGAUUUUGUCACUGUGUUACCUGCAGACCAUAGCAGAGCACCACUUUAUUCUGUAUUAAAUCACUCUUCCAUCUUUGGAAGAUUUCAGAUGUCUCGUGGGUCAGAGGGGAAAUCUACAGCAGUGUAAAAAAAAGGGGUGUGGCCCACUAGGCUGGAUUUUGGACCUAGCACAUAACAACAGACCUGUGCUAAGGAAUUCAGAUGACAGGGCUAUAAAAGUCAAUAUCAAACGUAUGGGAUAAUAUAUGUUAGAGUGUACUUGAAGAACAGAAUGUAAAAACCGCAUGAGCAUCACAACACUCCUAAUUAUAUGACUGACUUUGAUCGUGCAAAUGUAGAGUACAAAAUGUACUACAUAAAGUAUUUUUACUGUGAGAUUAAGCGGAGAUUGUAAUAUCACUGCAUACUGUAUGAGAUUCAAGUGUGUUGCCAAACAAGUCUGUCUCAUAGUUUUGCUUUCAAUGUAUAAAAUGGGAUCACAGAUGUGUAAAGAACCAGAAUGUAUUUUACCACUAAUCUCUUUGUUUAAACUUGAAACAUUUCAUGUUCGCAGCAUGUAUGUCCAAAGCUUGGCAAACAGUGUUUUGGUCAUUUGUGUUCUUAAACACAUUAAAGCAGUUUAGAUACCUCAUCGAGAGUUAGUUUGCCAACGGUAAGACCUUUGUUUAGUUUUUUCAGCCUUAGUUUUGGAUGAAACAAAGGUCACAUGCAAGAAAGUCAUGAUUUCAAAUGAGCAACUUUAAGCCUUAUUUUUGGGAGCAUGUAAUGUUUGUUACCUGUUACCUCACACAUAAGGACCGUGUUUUAUGUAUUUAAUUGUUUUGUUGUCAUCUAAAACAAAUUAACACUAUAAAAUCUAAGAUGUAUUUUUGUAUUACGUAUUCCAUCUAAAACAAAUGUUGUAUAUGGAAUUGAAAUAAACACUUCUGUGAAUAAUGAA
Molecule: messenger RNA, 2501 nt
Organism: Triplophysa dalaica
Lineage: Eukaryota; Metazoa; Chordata; Actinopteri; Cypriniformes; Nemacheilidae
Gene: pdk2a
Product: pyruvate dehydrogenase kinase 2a
Exons: 11
Coding region: 135-1364 (409 amino acids)
Biological process (GO): regulation of glucose metabolic process; protein phosphorylation
Cellular component (GO): mitochondrion
Molecular function (GO): pyruvate dehydrogenase (acetyl-transferring) kinase activity
Source: RefSeq, a predicted model, not a curated record